Nothobranchius furzeri (turquoise killifish) is the source of this 2305-nucleotide messenger RNA. RefSeq names its product lymphotoxin-alpha. Lineage: Eukaryota; Metazoa; Chordata; Actinopteri; Cyprinodontiformes; Nothobranchiidae. Gene Ontology annotation, molecular function: tumor necrosis factor receptor binding. Gene Ontology annotation, biological process: immune response. Gene Ontology annotation, cellular component: membrane. The record is from RefSeq and is a predicted model, not a curated record.
UAGGCUUUUCAUUGUCCACAAAAGGCUUGGGGGAAAAACAAAAAAGCAUAACCACUGGUGCCACCCAUGCACAAAGCUGUGCCUCACCUGGGCCACCCCAUUUUAAAAGAUCUGGACACGCCACUUCAUGGGAGCUGAACAAACCAAUCAGAGGGCCACAAAUGGGUCAGUUUGGAGGAUAGAUAGUCUCUUUUUCUCCUGGUCCCUGUCCAACAGCAGGUCGUCCAAACAGCUGAUACAACUUUUCCCUUUCCUUCCUAAUGAGCCAUAAAAGAAGAAAACUGCUUUUCGAUUUAUUAAAAAAAAGUCAAGUUGAAGUUAACUCUGGUCUGAGACAAACGUGAUCACGUGACUCUGCUGCAGCUGGAGGCAUGAGAGGUCUGGACCUGGACCAACACAUCUGAGUCUGGUUCCUCUCCUUUUAAUCAUCAUCAUUGAUAUUAAUGCUGAGGAGUGAAGCUGACGCAGGACCAGAACCGUUUGGUGCAGAAACCUCCAUAAAGAGGAAGUUCUGGCGGUAUUUCCUGGAUUGACAGAAACUGGUGUGAACCGAGACUGGGAGCUGCGGUUCUCAACGUGGGCGACGGCUGAUAAAUGGAGCCGGAGUCCGACUCUCUGCUGCUGAUCUGUGACUGGGAGGCUGGAGUUGAGAUGGAGCUAGACAACGUCUAUAGACCGGAGUACUGGGUACCGGACCAGCUCCGGACCCACCGGACUCAGGGCCGAAGGACGAAGUACUUCGUUGUGGCCUGCCUGCUUGUGCUGAUCGUUGAAGUUCCGGUGGUUCUGCUCGUUGUUUCUUACGGACGUUCCUGCCGGACUUCACCAGACAGCCAGACUGUUGUUCAGCCUGACAGCAUCUCUCUGGGAAAACUGCAACAAGUGAGUUCUGCUCCUGGAGGAGUCAAAGAGACCCCACGAGCCAUGCUGACAGCCCCAGAGAUUCCAGACAUUUCUAAUAAACAGCUGCAGUGGGAGAGCAACAUGGGAAACGCUUUCUGCAAAGGAGGCUUCAACUACACCGAUGGACACCUGGUGGUGCCCAGAGCCGGCUAUUACAGAGUCUUUCUGCAGAUCACCUACGGGGAUCAGGGUGGUGACGCGGAUACAGACUGUAAAAACAGAGAGACGUUAAAACUCUCCCACUCUGUUUCCUACUUCCACGACAGCUACCCGGAUUACCAACCGCUCCUGUCAGCAGUUGACACAGUGAUUUGCGCCCAGGGCUGGAGGAAGUCUCUGUUUACAAGCGGCUUGUUCCACCUGGAUAAGGACAGCGUACUGAAGGUAGAAUCGGAACAGCCAAAACGCAUCGUGAGAAAUGAACAUGAGGUGUUCUUUGGAGCUGAACUUCUUCCUGAUUCACGUUGAGGUUGACUCAGGAUGAUCCUCAUCACAUGGGUCAUAUACUGUAUAGUUGAAUGGACAUUUUUUGAGUUCAACUCCAACAGACUUGGUGUAGAUGUCAGAGGACCAUCUACACCAAGUCUGUUUCAUCCUGGUCCUUGAGGGCCACCCCCCUGCAUGUUUCAGCUGUUUCCCUACUCCAACACCCCUUUUUCAAUAGAAGAAUCACCUUCUCGGAAAGUCCUCAACAUCUUCAGACAUAUUAAACACCCAUUUGCUCAAACCAGGUGUGGUUGCAGGGAAAUGUAGAAUCUGUGCAGGCAGUGACCCUCAAGAACGAGGACUGGACGGCUGUGGUCCAAACCAAGCAGCUCAUGGAUGAAAGUGAAACACCAACGGCGUGCUUAUUCAUGUAGGAUGUCAGCUUUUCUCUGAAAAUGAUCUCAUGCUUCAGAGUAACACCAGGGGUGGGUGAUGGGAUCUACACAGCUGCAAGGCCCAAUUAUAAUAUGGGCAAACUGGGCACAGGCCCAGGGGCCCACAGCCCCAAGGGGGCCCACGCGAGCAGCAGUCUUUUUUUUUGUGUGUGUGCAGCAGUCUUAACGUUAGAGAAAAAAGUUAACAAUUAAACCUGUGCCUGCAUUUUCCAAGUUAACACACAUUUCUCUUAACAACGGUAGUUUUUGCAUCUUUACUGCCUGCUUCAGCCCUCUCCCCCCUCCCCCUGCGCAGUGGCGGCAAACUCACCGAUGCGCCUGCAGCCUCUCAGAGUUCCUGCUGCUCUAAAUAUUGAAAGAAUUAUUUCAUUUUCUGUUCCUCACUUCUGAUUACCUUCAAUGGUGUCUGUUUGUUGCUACCAGGUACAAAAACUAACUUGUUUUUUAUUUGACUAUUUUUCUGUCCUGUCUGUUUAUUAUCUUCCUGCACCUCCUCUCAAUCCUAAAGAAAAACUGCUACC